CUCGCUCGACGACGCCAUGAGGCACGUACUGCCGCGCAAUCUGUGCAGAGCCGGACCGAAGAGAAACAAAAGAACCAUUAGAUUCUGAUUUCCGUUCCUCGAUCCUUCCUCGACUUUAAACUGUGUUACGAGUCCUCGCGAUACUAUCGGCUUCGUGGUAGCGCUCUCUGAACUUUGAACCGGACGACGUCUUACAAAAGUGCAUACUACUCUUCUACAACCAUCGAUAUGCCAUCAUACACUUCAAUACAUCUGGCCGAGCGGCCACAAAGCCACAUCAUCGCCGGAAAGACAUUUACACCCAAAACACAUGCCAUUCCCACCGCCUCCUCCCUCCAGGAUGGCGAAGUCAUCUUCCAGACGCUCUACCUCUCCCUGGACCCGGCAAUGCGCGGCUGGUUGAACCCCACACGCUCCUAUGUUCCACCUGUUGAGAUCGGCGCCGUGAUGCGCGGAAAUGGCAUCGGAAUCAUUGUCGCUUCCAAGUCAAAGAAAUUUCCCGUUGGUACUUAUGCGACAGGAAUGUGCGGAUGGUCAGAGUACACUGUACUGAAAGAGAAGUUUGUCGAGCCACUCGAUCUUCCUGAAGGCGCGGUACCUACGGACGCUCUGGGCGUCUUAGGCAUGACCGGCUUGACUGCGUACUUUGGCAUCUUGGAGAUUGGCCAAGUCAAAGCGGGAGACUUUGUAGUUGUGAGCGGUGCGGCAGGUGCUACGGGAAGUGUAGUCGGUCAGAUUGCCAAAUUGAAGGGUGCGACCGUUUUGGGUCUUGCUGGCGAGGAUAGCAAGGUUCAGUGGUUGAAGGAGGAGCUCGGCUUCGAUGACGCGCUGAACUACAAGGACCCGGAUUUCGCAAAGAAGUUCAGGGCUGCAACGAAGGGACUCAUCGAUGUCUACUUUGACAAUGUGGGUGGAGAAAUUCUGGAUCUGGCGCUGUCGAGGGCAAAGCCGUUCAGUCGGUUCGUCAUGUGCGGCGCUAUCAGCGAAUACAACAACAAGAAGCCGCAAGGCCCCAAGAACUACCUCAUGAUCAUUUCCAUGCGUAUUCGCAUGCAAGGCUUUGUUGUCUUCGACUUCGCAGACAAGUACACUGAGGCAAGGAAACAGCUUGCUCAGUGGCUAUCAGAAGGCAAGCUCAAGAGGAAAGAAACUAUCAUUGAGGGCGGUAUCACGAAGGCUGAAGAAGCACUGGUUGGGCUAUUUGAAGGCAAAAAUACUGGUAAAAUCAUGGUUCAGGUUGCGAGUCCAGAGGCUGCGAAAGCUAAGUUGUAAAAUAAUCACUGUUGCUCGAGAAUUAUAUCUGUAAUUAAACCACCUCUGCAUAUGCUAGUAUCAUUAAUUACUCCCAAG
Molecule: messenger RNA, 1350 nt
Organism: Cucurbitaria berberidis CBS 394.84
Lineage: Eukaryota; Fungi; Ascomycota; Dothideomycetes; Pleosporales; Cucurbitariaceae
Product: NAD(P)-binding protein
Exons: 3
Coding region: 229-1272 (347 amino acids)
Molecular function (GO): oxidoreductase activity, acting on the CH-CH group of donors, NAD or NADP as acceptor
Source: RefSeq, a predicted model, not a curated record